UGAAAAUACCUAUCUUCAGCGCAUAGAAAAGACAGGAGGCGCAAUGGGGAGGUGUCGUUUGAGCGAAAAUGAUCAGCGGCAUCUGCCGCUGCCCGGAUGUUACCUGUAUAUCUGUAUUAUCGGGUUACCAGUGCAAAGGUUGGUGAUUGUAUUUGCCGGUAUAAUCCCUCCACUGCCUUCUCCGAUCUUGGCGGCGGUGCGUACGGGAAUUGUGCGGUUGGAUGGAAGUUCGGAGCGGCAAUGGGGAUAUUGGGGACAUAUGUCGCCGGGUCGUUAUCUAUAUCGGCUUUACCCGCUGUAGUUUCCGCCUGUAUCAUAUGUUGUCUGAGUGCUGCGGCGGCGCAGAGUCAGCAGUCGCCCGGAAGUAACGGGACACCGACGGCCGUACCCGUCGCGGCCGCCGCCGCCGCCGCCCCGAGCAGUGCCGGCAGCGCCCCGGCGGCCGGGGCGCAGCUCUUCUCCUCAGCGCAGACCCUGGCGGAUUCCGGCCACAGCCACAGUCACAGCCAUCACGCCGCCGCCAGCGUCAGCGCCAACGCCCCCAUCGCCGACCUAUUCCCCGGCGUCGGCAUCGGCAUGGGCGGCGCCUUUCACAAGGUGCCCUUCAGCGACCGGCUGUCGUGCGACGGCGUCUUCCAGGACUACUGCUCCAAGCCCGGCAUCUUCUAUCCAAGGAGCGACAUUUCUAUGUUUAUUGACGAGAACAAGGCGCUGAUGCGGCGCAUGUUUGGCUCAGUGUCGUCACGCAGUCUCAUCCGCAAGGAAGAGGAGGACCAGCCCAACGGACCCAACGGCCAGCUGGACAACAGCGACCUGCGCCGCAAACGCAUGGUCAAGAACGGCGCCGCCGCGGGGGCCGGGACCGGUGCCGGCGGGCCGCAACCGGCGCUCACCAGCUAUCUCUGCCCUGUUGAAGAGGAGCUGGUGACGCCGUUCUGGGCGGUGAACGGGACGGGCGUGAAGCUGGCCAUCGUCAACAGUCCGCCCUUCGAGCAGGCCGUCCACACCGUCAAGUGCGCCCGCUCCAUGACGAGCAGCGGCCUCCCGCUGACGCCGGCGCAGCAGGGCACCGCCGGCGGCAGUGCCGGCACAAUGCACAAUCGCUGCCACCCCAGCCGGCCCUGCUGGUGCAGCCAGGAGUACAGCUGGUUCCGCCUCCUCGCCUACGACCCCCACGACAACUGCAAGGGUAUCUUCAUGGACUGGUUCAAAUUCCCCUCGCACUGCGCCUGCAAGUGCAUGCUGGCCGACCCCGCAUCAAGCGGAUAGAACUGAACGUACGAUCAUCCACAGAGUAUCUCCGCGCGCCAUUUAACCACACAAGGAGCAGCCCUUUCCCAUACUGACCAGACGGAUGGAUGACCUUUGCUAUUCGUUUCACCGGCGAGCAAGAUUUGCUUAUAAUUCGUGUUAGUACGGAUAUACGGUACUUGUACAUCUAACGAUAACAGUUUACUAUGUAGUAUAAGUAUAAUUGUUGCAAUAUAUUGUACGUACUGUCAGUGUCCGGUAUAUACUGUGUAUAUAGAUAGAUAUAGGCUGUAGAUUCGUGUUACUCUUUUACCUCGUUUCGGUAUAUUUAUAACUGUCUGUAGAUGUUGAUAAGGAGUGAUUCCUUGUGCUUAUCUAGAGACGUUAAGCGAUAA
Molecule: messenger RNA, 1646 nt
Organism: Paramacrobiotus metropolitanus
Lineage: Eukaryota; Metazoa; Tardigrada; Eutardigrada; Parachela; Macrobiotidae
Product: protein spaetzle 4-like
Exons: 6
Coding region: 97-1269 (390 amino acids)
Biological process (GO): central nervous system formation; innate immune response; regulation of Toll signaling pathway
Cellular component (GO): extracellular region
Molecular function (GO): growth factor activity; Toll binding
Source: RefSeq, a predicted model, not a curated record